Messenger RNA from Eucalyptus grandis, 1359 nucleotides. Its product is annotated as 50S ribosomal protein L4. Gene Ontology annotation, molecular function: structural constituent of ribosome. The transcript is spliced from 9 exons. Bases 150 to 1097 code for a protein of 315 amino acids. The record is from RefSeq and is a predicted model, not a curated record. Lineage: Eukaryota; Viridiplantae; Streptophyta; Magnoliopsida; Myrtales; Myrtaceae. Gene Ontology annotation, cellular component: ribosome. Gene Ontology annotation, biological process: translation.
GAACCUGGCUGGGGUUUUCUCUCCUCCUUCCCCCGACUACUCAGCUGCAGCAGCUCAUUCUCUCUGUCUCUCUCGCCGCCGGCCGCCGCCGCCGCCGCUCACGGUGCUUCCGAUGAGGAGGUGAAUGUUCCCCUGACAAAGUUAGGGACAUGGCAUUGUCAAUUUCUAGAAGGGCAGUACAGUUGCUCGGGCCGUUGAGCCAAUGGAGGUGCAUUGGUUCAGUUUCGGCCACGAACGGUUCUUCUCACUGGGCUCAUGAUUUGCGGGGCCUCAUUUCACAACAGAGCUUAUCCACUGUAGAGUUUUCUCAAUCAUUAAAGGAUGGAGCUUUUUUCUUUGGUCAUCGAAGGCUAUCAACCUCAAUACUGACUCCUAAUGGUGAAGCUGACUUCCCUUCUGACUUAUUGUCCAAGAAGAAAGUAAUUGUGCCUGAUCGCGAGAUAGGACUUUACCAGGACCUUGUAAUUCCAGUGACGAACUUUCUUAGUGAAGAGAAGGGCUUGAUGGUCUUAGCUGGAGAUGUUUUUGAUGUACCUAUUAGAAAAGAUAUUGUUCAUCGUGUUGUGAGAUGGCAGCUUGCAAAACGACAACAGGGUACGCAUUCAACUAAAACAAUUAGUGAAGUCAGUGGGACAGGCAGAAAACCAUGGAAACAGAAGGGCACUGGUCGAGCAAGGCAUGGUAGUAGGCGUGGGCCCCAGUUUAGAGGUGGUGCUACAAUGCAUGGCCCAAAACCACGAAGCCAUGCUAUUAAGCUGAAUAAAAAGGUUAGGCGCCUGGGGCUGAAGAUUGCUCUCACUGCACGUGCAGCUGAAGGAAAGCUUCUAAUAUUUGAUGAUAUGGAGAUCCCAACGCACAAGACAAAGAACGUUGUAAACUAUGUCGAGCAAAUGGAGAACACUAAGAAAGUUCUGCUUGUGGAUGGUGGUCCCAUCAAUGAGAAGCUGAAAUUGGCCACGCAGAAUCUACACUAUGUCAAUGUGUUACCCUCUAUAGGCCUUAAUGUAUACAGCAUCCUGCUCCACGACACAUUGGUGAUGUCCCGUGAUGCAGUAAAUAGGAUUGUUGAGCGGAUGCAUACUCCAAUUAACCGUUGAUGCUCUUUUAAUGUGAUAUUUUUUGUUAGCAAAAUUUCCUUUGCAGGGACAAAUUUGAUGUUUCGUGUUGGUAUCUAUGCCAAUGUAGGUGUUUUUCCUCAUCCCUUUUGAGUUCCUGUAAUAAUUAUGUAACUUAGAGCUAGCAAUUUUGUGUUUGGCAUUGUUUUUUUCCUUGAGUUGAGUAUAAUGAUCUGGAAUAUGCACUCGCAAAUAACAUUUCGCACACAAUCAGUCGAUAAAUUGGUAGGGGGCAACUUGCUGA